AAUACGUACGGUAUACGGUUUAGUUAUCUUCAUAGACUCCAAACCUCUCCAAUAUUAUCUCGGAGACGCUCGCGUUGCGUGGUAGACGGACUUCACGAUGAAUGGCGGCGUCUCGUCGUGUCCUCCGGCGGCUGUCUCCUCUGCCCGAAACGACGACGACGAUGCCGCCGCUGGCGCCACCACGACGACGAGGAGGCCGACGUGGAGGCGACGCCGCUCGCAGAGAGGGAAGCCACGGUUCACGCUGGCCAAGCACCCCACGCGUCGGGCGAUGCUUGCCAUGCGGCGCGCCGCGCAGCGGGCGAUCGCCGCGGCGGAGAAGGCCGCGCGGAGGAAGACGCAGCGAGCGGUCGCCGCGGCGGCGAGGGCCGCGCGGAGGAAGAAGAAGGCCGCCGAGAGCGUCGCCCGGAGAGAGCAGAAGGCCGCCAUGAGAGAGCAGAAAGCCGCCGCCGCCGCUGGCCAGAAGAAACGGAAAGCCGCCGCCGCCGCCGCGGCCGCCGUGCGGGCGACAGCGCGGCGUAAGCUCGACUUCGACGGUGAGCAGCAGCAGAUCAUGCCGCCGGAACGCAUCUACCGGCAGACCUCCUCCAGCAGCAGAGCCGAUCUGAUGGACAACAUGAGGCUCCUCCUCGUCGCGUUCGACCUGUCGCCGCCGGAACAGCCCUGCACGCCACCGGCGAGAUCGGAGAGGCAAAUCCUGCGGCUGCCGCCGCCGGCCACCGUGACCACCGCCAUCGUCGCCCUCAAGAACAAGCCGAAGAAAGCGACAACGGUGAACAAGCUCGCGCUGGUGCCGUACAAACCCACGCGCGCGGCCGCCUCCGCCGUCGACGAGGUGCUCCCGGGGGCGCUGGUGCUCUACGGCGACGGCGAGCCGACCACGCAGGCGGCGCGGAUGUUCGUGCCACGGUGGACCUCCGUGCGGCUCGUGUUCGACAAGCUCCCGCCUCGCUUCGGCCUCGUCGUCGGCCUCGACGCCGCGACGAGGGCCGUGUACAACGAGCUGGUGCGGCGGGAGGCAACGUCGUACGGCGACGACGAGCUCCACGACGUGCCCGGCGGCCCGGAGUGGAACGAGCGGCGCCGCGAGUUCGAGCGCAAGGUCGACCACUUCAUGUACAACAUGCGGAGCAUAAUCGGGGAUAGAAACUUUUCUCCAUGGGGAGGAUCAGUGGUCACCUCUGUAGUUGGCACAUUUCUCACGCAAAAUGUCUCGGACAACUUGUCGAGCAACGCUUUCAUGACAAUCGCGGCGAGGUUCCCUCUGAAGAACCGUAGGAAUGCAGGACACCAUUCAGACAAUGUACCUUUGUUGGCGCAGAAUUCAGGCAAUGUACCUUUGUUGUUAGCUGAUGGUCACGAUGAACAAGAACAAUGCCAUUGCCAGCUUCAAAGCAUAGCACAAUGCAGCAGUGGUUCAAAAUCAGGUGUGGCUGAACCCGGUGAUGUCAGCCAACGAGCUGAGCAAACAGAGUGCCCUGACAAGGAUCUUGAGGCGAUCAUGUCGGCGAUACGAAGCGGCGAUAUAUCAAAUUUUGACGAUGAUCACAUACAGAAGGUUCUGAAAGUCAGGUUCAAAGAUUCGACACCUCCUCCUUCCGAAUCUUCUUCUUCGAGAAAAAAGUCGAUAUCCACAGCUGAAACAAUCUUCAAGGACAUUAAGUCUAUUAAGAAAAAUGAUACCUCCCAUUGGCAUUCUCUCUAUGAUGAAGCUCGCAACAGAGGGUACAUAAGAGAUGAUGACAUUCCUGACAUGGUCGAUUGGGAGGCUUUGAUGAAUGCACCAUUUGCUGAUGUUGUGGACUGCAUCAAGGACCGAGGACAGCAUUCUCAAAUGGCAUUUAGAAUCCUGGCUUUUCUAAUUCGCAUGAAAAGAGACCAUGGAAACAUUGACCUUGAAUGGCUUAGAUUCAUCCCUCGUGCAAAGGCAAAGCAGUACCUACAUAGUGUAAUUGGGCUUGGACACAAAAGUGUUGACUGCAUUCGCCUCUUAUCUCUGAGACACAGAGCAUUCCCGAUUGACACAAAUAUCGCUCACAUAGUUACAAGGCUAGGAUGGGUGCAACUCCGUCCUUUGCCAUCAUCUCAGGAGUUUCAUCGGGUAGACAACUACCCUGUCAUGGCCGAUAUCCAAAUGUAUCUUGAUCCCUUGAUGUGUAAUAUUUCUUCAGCAAAACAGUACGAGCUGCAUUGUCAGAUGAUAACUUUUGGAAAGGCAAUUUGUAGGAAAUCAAAACCAAACUGUGGCGCGUGCCCAUUUACUUCUGAGUGCAAAUAUUACAAAAGUCAGUUUGGGAGGGCCGCGCUUGCUCUCCCAGAGUACAGCCAGCAAGAUGCAACAAAGGAUGCAAACAUGGACGACCCAGCAAAGACAUAUGAUCUAAUUUUCAAAGCACAUCAAUACCAAAUCGAAUAUGGAAAAAACACAGAAAUGAAUUAUUGCGAGCCUGUUAUCGAGAUACCACCAACUCCACUACAUGAAAACCGAGGAGAAACAAGUGAUGAAGACGAUGAGAAUGGGUACUAUUUCGAUGAUGAUAUGGAAGACAUAGGUCGACACGAUUAUGAUAUGGAAGACAUAGAACACGAUUAUGAUAUGGAGGUAGAUCUUCGCUCUGCGAAACCCACCACAAACACAAGCCAGGCAGGAGCUACACCUGGGAAAGAGAUGAUUCCAAUCAAUCCACGAGCCAAAUCAACUCCAAUGGUGAAGAAAUUUUCUCUGCGAACAGAGUACACUGCAUGUAUCAUUCCUGAUGGCCAUAUCAUCUUGAAAAAGUUUGAUCCAAGGGUCCCUGGUGACCGAAAUCCAUAUCUCUUGGUAUUUCGUAGUUUUGACGAACAUACUGUGAAGGCUACAAUUUUGAUACCUAGCCGAACUGCAAACCGAGGAAUGUUCCCAUUGAACGGAACCUAUUUUCAAGAGAACGAGGUUUUUGCUGAUCAUUCGUCUAGUCGUUCACCCAUAGAAAUAAAUAGGGAUUUAGUAUGGGAGCUUCGGCGUCAGACAUGCAUUGUGCACUUUGGUACUAGAGUACAUAGUGUCACGAAAGGUCAAACAAGAGAAGGACUUUAUCACUUCUAUAAUGAAGGAUACAUCUGUACCAGAGAAUUUGACCGCAGGACAAAGUUUCCGAAACAAUUAUGUGUCGAAAUACAUGCCACCAACGUAAACAAAGAUAUUGGCAAGAAAAGGGCUAGACCUAGUACAACAAGGUUUUAUUCAGAGGAAGAUAGCGGAGACGAGUGGUCUGACUGGUGAACUUAUUGACACCUCGACAAAGCUAAUAAGGAUAUUGGUGAGUUUGUAAUGUUGCAAAAUUUGUCUAAAUUGGCUUCACACUGACAAAAGGGAAAUAAGGAACUGCAUUCGCGAAAAGAUAAUUGCUAAGUUGACAACAAUAAUUCCAGUGUACUAAGCUUGUCGUCUGUUCGCUUUGCGAGUCAAAUUUGAUAGAGGAAAUUCUUUUACGAGCUGAUUUGCUUAUAGCAUAACGGGGUGUGUCACUUGAAAAAAAGAAUGAAAGUCACGCAAGAUUUAUUUUCUGGUUUCAAUAUUUU
Molecule: messenger RNA, 3561 nt
Organism: Oryza sativa Japonica Group (Japanese rice)
Lineage: Eukaryota; Viridiplantae; Streptophyta; Magnoliopsida; Poales; Poaceae
Source: RefSeq, a predicted model, not a curated record